CGGGGGAGCGCUGGUUGGACCUCGGUGAUCAGGCCGGCAGCAUGGCGGAGCUGAGAGAGCGGAGGUCCGAGCGGAGCAGAGCGGAGCUGGAGGAGCACCGCGGCUCUGAGCGGUCAGCGCUGCUCCUCAACCUGCUGACCGCUCUGUUUUACGGACUCAGCUCCUUCCUCAUCGUCGUGGUCAACAAAAGCGUCCUGACCAGCUACAGGUUCCCCUCAUCUCUCUGUGUAGGGAUCGGUCAGAUGUUGGCCACAAUGGUGGUGCUGUGGGUGGGAAAAGCUCUGAAAGUUAUACAUUUCCCUGAUUUUGACAGAAAUCUCCUGCGCAAGACUUUCCCUCUUCCUCUGCUCUACGUGGGGAAUCAGCUGACUGGCCUGUUCGGAACAAAACAAGUCAAUCUGCCGAUGUUCACGGUUCUCCGGAGGUUCUCCAUCCUCUUCACCAUGCUGGCUGAGGGCUACCUGCUGAAGAAGACAUUCUCAUGGUCCAUUCAGGCUACAGUGUUCACUAUGAUCUUCGGAGCGUUCAUCGCUGCCAGCACAGAUUUGGCUUUCGACCUGCAAGGAUACAUCUUUAUCACCCUAAACAAUCUUCUUACCGCAGCCAAUGGAGCAUACAUGAAGCAGAAACUGGACUCUAAGGAGCUGGGUAAAUAUGGGCUGCUGUAUUAUAACGCUUUAUUCAUGAUUGUCCCCAUCGUGGCUUUAGCAUAUUACACUGGAGACAUUGACAAAGCUGUAGAGUUUGAUGGAUGGACUGAUGUGGUCUUUAUUGGUCAGUUUAUUCUGUCCUGUGUGAUGGGGUUCAUCCUGAUGUACUCCAUCGUUCUGUGUACGCACUACAACUCCGCCCUCACCACCACGAUCAUCGGCUGCCUUAAGAACAUCCUGGUGACGUACAUUGGGAUGGUGUUUGGAGGAGAUUAUAUCUUCACCUGGUUAAACUUCAUCGGAUUGAAUAUCAGCAUUGCUGGAAGUCUGGUCUACUCCUACAUCACCUUCAGUGAGGAACACAGGAAGACUCAGUAGUAUGAGCUGGCUGAAGCUGACUGGCUGAAGCUGACUGGCUGAGGCUGACUGGCUGAGGCUGACUGGCUGAAGCUGACUCACUGGCUGAAGCUGACUCACUGGCUGAAGCUGAUUGACUGAAGCUCACUGACUUUCUGAAGCUGACUGACAAACAUAUUGGCUGAUGCUGACUGUCUGAAGCUGAUUGUCUGAAGCUGACUGACUGAAGCUCAUUGACUCACUGAAGCUGACUGACUGACGCUGACUGACAGAUUGGCUGAAGCUGACUGGCUGAAGCUGACUGACUGGCUGAAGCUGACUGACUGAGUGAAGCUGACUGACAAACAGAUUGGCUGAAGCUGACUGUCUCAAGCUGAUUGUCUGAAGCUGACUAACUGAAGUUGACUGACUUUCUGAAGCUGACUGACAAACAGAUUUGCUGAAGCUGACUGACUGGUUGAAGCUGACUGUCUGAAGCUGAUUGUCUGAAGCUGACUGAAUUUCUGAAGCUGAUUGACAAACAGAUUGGCUGAAGCUGACUGACAAACAGAUUGGCUGAUCCUGACUGGCUGAAGCUGAUUGGCUGAAGCUGACUGAUUGACUGUAGCUGACUGACUGUCUGAAGCUGACUGAAGCUGACUGACUGAAGCUGACUGACAAACAGAUUGGCUGAUGCUGACUGGCUGAACCUGAUUGGCUGAAGCUGCUUGGCUAAUGCUGAAUGGCUAAAGGGCUGAGGCUGAUUGGCUAAAAGGCUGAACCUUACUGGCUUAAGCUGAUUGGCUGACUGAAUUGUAUCCCAUAGUGCCUUUGUACUAUUUACCUCGGACCAAAUGUUUAGGUUGUUAUUUGUAAUCACACUAAAUCGUGUAAUUUUUUUUAUCAUGCACAGUGUAUAAAAUAUUUUAUACUGUUGAAGAUCAACUUUAUAUUGUUCAGGAAAAAUCUAGUUUAGGGCAGUAAUCAUAGAUUAGACAUUAUGUUUUGACUGUCUGUAAUUUGUAUUAUGUCAGUGCCUGUGAUAUAAGUUAAAUGAUCCCACCUUGAUGAAAUAUUUCAAACCUACUCAAUAUAAUGGAUUUUGUAAUAUUAUGUUUCACGUUAAUUAAACCUGAGUGCUCUGUCAAACAAGCAUGAGUCAACCUGAUCAACUGAAACAAAAUGCUGCAUAAUAAGGACAUAUUUUACGAUUUAAAAGUUUAUCAAUCUAUUAUGAAGUUUCAAAAAAUCAGAUUGUAUCGUUACCAUAUUUUUUAUACAGUUACAAACUGUUAUGGUAAAACACUUAAUGAAGUGAUCGGUUUGAAUAUAUUGUUGAUCAUUUUAUUGUAUUUUAUUCCGCAUUGAGUCUUUACAUUUGUGUAGUAAAUGGUAAAAUAUUUUUUUGUUUUUCUAACUUAAAAUAAGUUUGUUAGCACACAUUCUCUACAAAGAACAUGCCAUUGUUUUUGCACAAUGUCUAUUGUUAUUUCAACUAUUUGUAACUUCUACACAGAUCACAUUUGGUUUUAUUUUUUUCCCAAUGUGUUAAAUUUAGUAAAUAAACAGUAACUAAGA
Pygocentrus nattereri (red-bellied piranha) is the source of this 2564-nucleotide messenger RNA. RefSeq names its product solute carrier family 35 member D1b (gene slc35d1b). The transcript has 13 exons. The coding region runs from base 42 to 1028 and encodes 328 amino acids. Gene Ontology annotation, molecular function: antiporter activity; GDP-fucose transmembrane transporter activity. Gene Ontology annotation, cellular component: Golgi apparatus. The record is from RefSeq and is a predicted model, not a curated record. Lineage: Eukaryota; Metazoa; Chordata; Actinopteri; Characiformes; Serrasalmidae.